Colletes gigas is the source of this 11694-nucleotide messenger RNA. It is a transcript of the gene Hrb27C, whose product is annotated as heterogeneous nuclear ribonucleoprotein 27C-like. The transcript has 8 exons. Gene Ontology annotation, molecular function: RNA binding. NCBI's taxonomy places the organism in Eukaryota, Metazoa, Arthropoda, Insecta, Hymenoptera, Colletidae. The coding region runs from base 99 to 1397 and encodes 432 amino acids. The record is from RefSeq and is a predicted model, not a curated record.
UGUGGGGAGCCAUUACCCUCGUCCGCGCUAAGCAUCGUGCCAUAUUCCCAUUCGCGCCCUAAUACUAACAACAUUCUCGUAGUUUUAAGUGAAAUAUUAUGAGAGUGAAGACCGAAAUGGACGACGACGAAAAGGGAAAGCUGUUUGUUGGCGGUUUGUCCUGGGAGACAACACAAGAAAAUCUUCAGCGUUACUUUGGCCGUUAUGGCGAAGUAAUUGACUGUGUUGUUAUGAAAAACAGUGAGUCUGGUCGCAGUCGCGGGUUUGGAUUUGUAACAUUUAGUGAUCCAGCUAAUGUCCCUUUGGUUCUUCAGAAUGGACCCCAUCAACUCGAUGGACGCACGAUCGAUCCUAAACCCUGUAAUCCACGUACUCAACAAAAGCCAAAGCGUAGCGGAGGCUUUCCAAAAGUUUUCCUCGGUGGCUUACCAAGCAACGUGACAGAGACAGAUUUGAGGUCUUUCUUUACUCGUUUUGGCAAGGUUAUGGAAGUUGUCAUAAUGUAUGAUCAAGAAAAGAAGAAAUCAAGGGGAUUUGGCUUUCUCAGCUUCGAGGAUGAAGAUGCGGUGGACCGGUGCGUAGCGGAGCAUUUCGUCAACCUGAACGGAAAACAGGUUGAGAUCAAGCGUGCAGAGCCACGGGAUUCUUCUAGUAAAAUGAACGAUAGUCAUCAGGGACAGUGGGGUCCACCGCAACCGGGUGGACCUCCAAUGGGUAUGGCUGGGAAUAUGGGGCCAAUGGGUGGCCCGAAUGGACAAAUGGGUGGACCUAUGAUGGGUGGCCCGAUGGGCCCACCAGGGAACAUGAUGCAGCAGUAUCAGGGGUGGGGUACUAGUCCUCAAACUGGUGGAUACGCUGGGUACACUACUCAGUAUAAUUCUCAGGGUUGGGGUGCACCUCCUGGUCCGCCACAACAGCAACAAAUUCCACCACCACCACAUCAUCAGUGGAGUAGCAGUUACAACGUCCAACCUGCAGCAGCUACUCAAGGUUAUGGAAGUUAUGGUGGGCCGGCGGCGGCCGCUUCAGGGGGCUACGGGCCCACGGCGGGUACUGGCGGGGCUGCGGGGGGCGGGCCCGGGGGUUCCUGGAACUCCUGGAACAUGCCACAGAAUGGGCCUCCUCCUGGGACCCAGCCACCACCUCAGCCCCCUCAGCCCAACUCCUCGCAGCCCAACUCCAACUCGAACCCCUCUGGCCCGCAGGGUGAUAUGUAUUCACGACAGACCACCGGCUCAGGUGCACCUGGAUCCAGUAGCAGUUCAGCUAAGACUCCGGAUUAUACUGGGUACUCCGCAUAUGGUAAUUACGCUGACACCAGUUAUCCUCAGCGUUCAUAUCAGGGAGGAGAAAGCAACCAAGAGAGAAGAGACGGCAGCAUCUGCCCAAGUUUGUAAAACGGAAGCGUCAAGGAAAAGAGGGUGUUAGGUUGCUCGAAACAUUGAUUUCAUUGAUCGCUCGCGAGAACGGCCCAUGAUCUUGUCGGGUUUCAAAAUAAACUGGAAAACAGCAAAAGGAAACGGAACUAUCAUGCUUAUUCAAGAGAGAGAGAGAGAGAGCGCGCGCGCGAGAGAGAGAGUGUGAGAUAAAAAAAAAAAAGAAAAAAAAAAUAACUCAUAAAACGAAGACAGAUCAAGAGUUUACGAUAACAAAAAAAAAAAAAAAAAAAAAAUAACACACCCAUGGUGCAAGCGAAUUUUGUGUAUGGCACUGGGAUAGAGGGUAGGAAGCGGAACAUAGAAGUAUUAUAAGAAUAAACUAGAUCGAGUUGGGAUUAAGUGACGUAAAAACAGUAAAAUGCGAGUGUAAAGAACAAGGAAUGCUGAAUCAUUAAUUAUUUAACAGCAUUUACGCGGGGGUGAAUGAGAUCUCGUUCGAGAAAUUACUUCUCAGUGAAUGGCACAAAUUUCGAUGCUCGUUCACCUCCUUUAUUACAUACAUUUAGUAAAUCACUCUUCGGUAAUUUGAAAAUAAGAAUAAUAAAUAAAAGAAGUCUAAUAUUAUUAACGGUCUCCAAGUGGAAAGUCAGCGAUUGACUUGCACAUUUGAGACACCCGUCCCUCCACGAUCUCGUAUUUAUUAAAUAGUUGUUAUGCUGAAUAACCGAAGGAUUUAAAAAAAAAAAGAUGAAAAACGUAACGAGUAAUUAAUGAAAUAAUUAAGUAAGGUGUUAACACAGGCUGACUUAUACCUAAACUACAGAGAUAGUGUAAAGUAAAAAUAGAUCAUUUUAAUAUGAUGUAUGUAUAAUCUAUAACUCUUUGACAGCAGGGUGCAGUUUCCUUAAGCAUCUUUCUUUAUUUACUUUUUCACGUCAUAUCAUUAUAGUAGUUGUCUUAGACAUAUUGUCUAUUUCUUUUUCUUCUACUGUCUUUCGCUUUUUGACUUUCUCUAUAUUAAGUUUCGUCUGGUCCUUUUCCGUUUCCGACCGAGCCGCGGAAGUUUAUUGCGUUUGGAAGGAAGAGGACGAGAACAGAAACGCAAACGAUGAUGAUGAUUUUUAAAGUAAAGAAAAAGAACGUAAAAGAAUUGUAUCAUAAGAACUUCUUAACCGUCAGACGGGUUUCUGUACGGCUAUAUUGCAUCAAAUAUGUGGAAACUAGUUUAUUUUUUACCUCGGAUUUAUAAUAGUUAAUUAUUAGGCACGUUUAAGGCUACAAUUAUUGUUACUAUUAUUAUUACUUCUAUAAUAAUUAUUACUAUUAUACUACUAUUACCAUUAUAAAACUAUUUACAGCUAUUUAUCACUAUUUACUGUUGCGACUGCUCCUACUGCAACCACUACGAUUGCACUACUAUUACACACUAUUAUUACUGUCUAUGAUAAUUACAAAUAUUGUACGAUGAUGCUUAUAAGUGUUUUUAAAUUUUAGAUGAUUAGAGAUGAGAUCACGGUAUCUAAGGAUGGAGGGAGGGGUAUUUGUGUAAACUUGUGUGCGGUUUUUCUCGGCGGGGGGCGUCGAUCUGAAAAGUCUACCUGAUUAAAUAUAUGACUUAAUUGUAUUUACUCUGUAGGAUUUACCAUAGUUCUAAACAAGAAAUAUUUCGGAAGAAUGUUCUCAAAUAUGCUCAUGUUUAUUACUGAGCGGGUCGCGUUGUGUCUUACUUUUGUCAAUAAGAAAUCGCAAGUAUUACGCUCUAAUGUAAUUUUUAAAUUUUUUACAAUGUCACAAGGUAAUUAGUAGGUUACAAUAAUGGAUCCAGCAAUUUGAGUAAGCUUCCUCGUUAUGAUCUCAAUACGAUUAGUGUGUCUCUUCAUAGCGACUAUUCUUUUUCUUGUCAAAUUGCAGUGCCCUUUCGUAACGUAAACGCAUUUUAACUCGCGACAAAAAAAAAUAUAUAUACAUAUAUAUAUAUAUACAUAACAUAUAUAUGAUAUUCAUACUUGUUCUUUCUUUCAUUUGUCUUUUAUUUUCGUCUCCAUCGCAUUAAAAUAUACGGAGUAAAUAGAAGCGAUCGAGAUUUUUCGCUAUCGAUCGACUUUUCCCAAUCGAUUAUACACUGUACUUAUUCUGUAUAUACAACCAUUUGAACGUUCGAUACCAUUUCGCGUCUCAAUUCGAUAUAUUUCCUUGUUGAAGUUCUUGUUAACAGUAUCAUGUAGUGCUGUAGAACAGGGAUACGUAAAAGUCACUGGGAUGAAGAGAAAGCAUAACAAACGCGACUCGUGGAAACUUCUGGGAUCAACGCAAUAACACGUUUACUUGACUAAACUAAAGACAAGAAAAGACGAGUGGGGAGCUCAAUCAAACAUAAACAAUUUGUACACUAAUUGUUAUGGUAAUUACACGGAUACACGUAACAUAUACGUACUCUCACAGAUACACAUUCAAACACGUACACAGUUCUACGCGCAUUGAAAGAAGCGAAGAUGGAAAAAAAAUUUAUUUAAACAGGUCACAAGUUAUAUCGAACAUCCGAACAAUAGUGAAUCGAUAAGACGCUAAAUAGAUAAACGUGGACAAAAAUAAACAGUGACUUUGUGGUUGUUCUAAAUAAUACGUUGUUUAAUAUCUACUUGAGAGGCGCGAGAGAGUGGGAGAGCGAGGGAGAGAGAGAAAGGUGAGCGAGAGCGGCAAAUUUAAUAGAUUGAGAAAAAAAAAGAGAAAUAAAAAAAAGUUUUAUCUCUAUGGCUGUUUUUUCAGAACUUAUUUUAUAAAGUAAUAUAAUAAACGAACGUAAACAAGAACCACUAGUAUAUCGAUUAUGAUUAUAAUUAUUACGAAGUAACUAAUUGUAUUCCUUACUACUAUAUUAUCAAUUUUUAAAUAAAGUUAAAGCGUAUGAUAAAUUGAAAGGUUUUUAAGUGUAUGCAAAGGAGAGUUAGGGAGAAAGUGAUUAUUAAUACAUUUGUUUUAUAGACGCGUUAACGAUAAUUAAUGUGUUUGUUGGAAUCGGUAAACGAGGUAAAUUAAUUUGUAUUAUAAUUAACGAGUCUCAGAGUGAUUUUUAAAUUAACUCUAGCGUGGAACGAAGUAAAAAAGGUAAUGGGGGAGAAAAAAAAGAUGAUACAAAGUUUAAACAAAACGGCUGCCUUGCCGCACUGUGUAUAUACGUAUAUUUUAGGGUACGGUCGGAAGUUAAUAGUAUCAAGAUAACGAGCGAAAGUGGUAGCAAUGGAUUUGAAAAAAACACACUCACACACACACUGACACAAAAUGAUGACAGGAAAGCGGGAACUAGCGGGACUAUUUGAAAUAAUUGACGAUUAAAUAAUUAUAACAGAUAAUAUAUUUAUAUUUAACGCAAUAAUAUUAGUAUUUUUCAAUACAGAGAUAAUGCAUCUAAUUAACGUAAAUACGUAGCAAAUAGGGAAAGAUACUUUGAUUCUAACCGUUGUUACUACCUGUCGUGUUCGCGAAACUCGCGAACUACGGCUUGCUCUCAGGGUUGUUACUGUCUUUUUUCCUCCUUUCUACUUUUUCUUUUGUCUUCUUUUCUUUUUUUCGUUUUGUAAGUUCUCCCUGGCUAGGCUCGUUCUUACAAUUUUCGAGUGUCAUUUUGUAUUUGUGCUCAUUUAGGCCGUUUUUUUUUUCUUGUAUUUUUUUUUUGUUUUCUUUUUCGGACGAGAGAAGACUCUGUCAAUAUUGGGCGAUUUCGUGUGUUAGAAAGUCAUGGAUCUUACCGCUUAAUAUUUAUUGCCGACUUGUAGGACUGAGACCACUUUAAUUGUACAUUAAGAUUUAAGUAUAGAAAACUCCAGACAGCUGUUAGAUUAUUUCCUUUUUGUUUGUUAUUGUCGUAAGGCACUGCAACGGGGAGAGUACAAAAUUAUUCGUCUUUAUUAACAGAAAUAUAGAAUUAACUUUUUACACUUUUACAUGUUUUUAGUAUUCUCAUCUUUCUACGCAGUCGUAGGAUUAAAUUCAUUCUUCGAACCGUUACAAUUUUACCGUUUUUCCCAUUUCUUCAUGCAUUUCGUAACUUAAUCUUCUCUUAAUCAUUGUUUGUUUUCGUCUUUCUUUCUUUUUCUUUUUCUUUUUUUUUUUUUUUUUGUACACUGAAAGAAUUCCUUGAAGAUGUAAUUUAUAUUUAGGUAUUCACUUUCGUCUUUAAUUUAAUUAGGUAGUGCAAGCAUGUUGAAUCUUUUAAUUUUACGAAUACACAUACGUUAGGUUCGCGAGGUUAAAAAAAAAAAGGUUAAGCGUUCAAUAUUUAAAGCAAAGGAAAAACGAUAAAUAUAUUAUAAUUCCGGGGGCGUUACAUGUCUGUUUUUAACGUUAACGCAUACUUGACGUCCCGCUCACUGAAGACUGGUCAUAUAAUUAAAUAAUUAUACAUAAAUACUUACUACUCAUAUUGUAAUCUAUAACGAGAAACCGUUGUUUAUCGAUGAGUUUAAUCGUAUCUUUAAUCGAUAUUAAUGUAAUUAGUUGAUACCACAACGACGUAUUGGUCAUUGCAUUUUUUACACGCUUAUUAUUACAAUUCAAUUGAUCCUUGAACGUUCGCAUUUUUCCUCUUGUUUGUUGACGUGGUGGGGCGAGAACAGCAUCGAAGCACGAUAAAUAUAAUAACACGUUUGCCGCGAGUGUCGACGCGUGGGCAUUUUUCCAAGGUGUAUGGAAUAACGUUCGGGAAAGAUGAUCGUCAGUCGAAAUAGUUUUUGUAACGUUUAAAAUGUCAAUCGUUCGCUCGAUUUAAGCACAAAUUCUCAUCCGGUGAUUAAGUACGUAUACCACUGCCUGAGCCAAUUUUUUCGUCCGGUCAUCGGUUUUCUUGUGUUCGAUUUAACGGCCCCCACCCAAAAAAAAAAAGAAAGAAAAAAUUUUUCGAACUUCUCGAGCUGUUGCCAAGUAUCUUUACCGUCGUCAGACAUAAGAACUUAACGCUUGUUUAAUCGCAAUAAAAGAAAGUCCAACAAUGAGAAGGAGAGGGAAAUCGAGGUAGUGAAUGUCAUCGGUAAAUAGUAUUUGGUUAGCGCGAUUAGAAUUUCGGUAACAAAUCGCACGAAGGCACACGGCGCGAAUCACAACGGAAAUAAGGUAGGCGCGAUUUCAGACGAGAGAAAACCGACAAACGGAUUUAAUGAUAAGAUAGGGGAAAAUGUGUGUCACAUAUGUAUAUGCCAUGUACGGACGUACACACCGGAGACACACGCGUACACAGGUACACACACCGAGAAUAUUCUAAAUUACGUUUACAUAGAAGCAGUUAAGGAAUUAAAUUCUAAUUACAAAGGACAAAGUAAUCGUGUUGUCUUAAUGAAAGAAGAAAAACAUAAUAGAAACAUUAUUAUAGUAGCGAAAGGAAUCGUACAGGUUUAAAGAAACACACAUACAUGCACACACGAACACAUACAAAGCGAGGUUUCAUAUAAGAGAGAAAAUUCUAAAUGUACAUUUAUGUUAAGUGUCCUGCUAUAAGUGUGAGAGAUUAAAAAAAAAAAAAGAGAACUUAUAUCGACGUGUGGAGGGUUUAUUAUAACCGAACCGUAUUAACGACACACGCUGUGUGCGCAAAAGAAAAUGUACACGUGUACACACACCCAUUGACACAUGUUUGACACGCCACUUUACAUCACAUUAAAUGCUUUUCACGUUCAGAGACUUAAGCGAUGAGACGGGGCGGAAUACAAUGGAGAGAGAAAUUAGAGGUUCUUGACGAAAUCGUGAGUGCAUUAACGGAUUGGAAGAACGAUCGAAUAUGGAACGGACGAAUGUAAUAAAAGACUUUUACUUCGUGAAAUGCUACUCGAGAGCCGCCAAAAAAAGAGAACGAGAUAUACAAAAAGGAAACAAUAACGAUUUAUUCGAAGACGCGUUGACGUUUCGCGAUCGACGAUCACGAGAGGAUUUUUUUUUUAAUUAAUUUAGUUGGGACACGUUAUUAAAUUACUGUAGCGUACAACAAACGUAAACUACAGUGCCCACGGAUAUAAUCAAAUGAAAUAUAAAUAUUUAUAUCUUGCUUUUCGAAUAAAUAUUGGAUUUAUGGAAUAUUUCAUGGCGAGCGAAUUAAAGUUUUAACAGUUUAAAUACGUUGGUCUGGGUUAGUAAAAUGGUGGCCGUCGGGCGCGAAACGUUAGUAGCAAGUCGCCCGCGUCUUCAUUUCGCUCGAGAGAACGACCGAGAAAAAUGACGAGAAGAGAGAAAGAGGGAGAGAGUGUGUGAGAGAAAGAGGGAGAGAGAGAGAGAAAAGAAACGUAAAACGAUUUUUUGCACUUUAGUGAAUGGAAUUCCUACAGUUUGGAAUGCUUUGUCUCGCAUCGAAACGAGUCGAGAAUUCGAUCGAUCUACUUUUUAUCAUAUUUUAGUGUGAAGUAUAAGGUAAAUAAACGUAAUGGGGGAAAAAAAUAGUCGACGAUUGUAACGAUAAUAAAUGAAAUUGUUAACUGUAAUAACAUGACCUGUAUACUUGUAACGUUUAGCAUUAUAUUGGUAAGAUCGUGCCCCCCUACGAGCCGAACGAUUAGAAUAUUAUAGUGGAACGAUAGUUAACGCGGAACAAGAGUUAAAUACUAAAAAAAAAUGAAAGAAACAAAGAACGAAAUGAAAAAAAGACGAUACACAAUAUGCGUUUGUGAGGUUCGAUCGCAUCGGCCCGCAACGUGUUUCGGCCGAGAUCACGAGAGAGAUCGGUCCGGGGCCGAUGCGUCGUCGAAGCUGCGAAAACGUAUUCCUGUUCGUUGUGUUUUACCUCAGAAAUAAGGGAUACAUUUAAGGAUCUUUACGCUCGCACGCUUUCUGUCCGUCUUAUUCCCAGUGCCCGCAGACUAUAUGAAAAGAUAACUCUCUGUACCGAGAGGGGUGUCCGACUUUCCGACGAUAACUUAACGAGCCCACGAAGCCGAAACUCGACGAGCCCGAAAAGAACUCCGCACACGAAAGACCAGAAAUGGAAAUGGAAAGAGAAAGAGGAGAGGGAGAUACGUUGAUCGAGAGGGGAAAAAAAACAAUUUUCCAAGAAAAUUUCGCUAGUUCGAACCGGACAAAAAAGUCGAACACCCCGCUGUCAGCACAGUAGCAGUAUAAAAACGUGUGUGUCAGCUUAAAGCGCAUUGUCUCUGAUCUUAAGGUACUCCUUAAGGAACAGUCGAGAUAAAGAUGUUAAGUCAAGAAUAAUGGAAAACUGAGAGAGAGAGAGAGAUAGAGGGAGGAGAGAUACAGCGAGAAAGAAGCUGAGAAAUAAAAUACAGGAUAGGAUAAAAGCGAGACGGAGAAAAGGGAAACGAUUAAUAAAGUAGGAGUAAUCACGAGAGAAAUUCAGAGCGAAGUAGAAAUAUUUACAGAGAGAUAACGAAAGUGAGGAAGAGAGAGAGAGAGAGAGAGAGCGCGAGAGAGCGAGAGAGCGAGAGAGAGAGAGAGUGUUGUCGCGAUGAACAUUAUAAUAUUAUGCGCGUUAACUGAUAGUAACGAUGAUUAUGAUUAUGAUUAUUAUUAAUAUUAUUAUUAUUACUAUUAUUAUUACACUCAGAGAGAGAUGUUGAGAGAGAAACACAUGUUUACAUGCUAUUCUAUCAUGUAUCUGUAUUAUUCAUUGCAACAUAUAUGUAUGUACACGCACUCGUAUGUCUGCUCGUGUAAAUGUAUACCUUUAAAAAGCAGAAGGAGACAAUAUAUCGAUUUAGGGGCGUACGUUAUUAUUAUUUUAUUUUUAAUUUUCUUAUUUUUGUUUAAAGGUACGUACAUUUUGCAUGCACGACCAUUCGUGCACGCGUAUAUGUCGACAUAUGUACGUAUAUGUAUUACCACAUAUGUACACGUCUCUGUACACUCAUACUCACCGUACACACGAUCACAAUUUUUUUUUUUCUUUCGUUUAUUUUCUCUAUCGAGAGGGAUGAGAAAGAGAUGCUUCCACAUGGGGAAGGGGGAUGUAGGAAUUAAAAAAACGCGCGAAACGCUCAGGGAUAGUCGCGUAGAGAGAGAGUAAUAUCGUGGCGGAAACGUUCGUUGUACGACGAAAGAUCGAUAAUAAUAUGGUAGAGAUAUGAAUCGGGGUGCGUAACACGGGUGGGCGAUAUCGUUCCAUCGUAGAUAGACGAUGUUAUUCGGGAGUAAGUGGAAAUAAAAGGGGAAGGGAAACCGAUGGAAAAAUAAGGGCACGAUAGGGAGAGAGUGAAAGUAAAUGAAUGAGAGAGGGUAAUCAAUUAGUCCUAAUAGGAAGAUGGCGAUCCCAUUAUCCGUGAAAAUCGAUCACAUCUUUUUCAUCAGAUACGUUUAUCACGUGAGUGGCACGGUGGUCAUCGGUGGCUAUUAUUUCAAAUAUACAUAGCUUUUGAUUGAUUUGAUGCACACUGUUCCUUGGAGGCCAAACGUAGUUUCACUUUUCCAAACGAUAUAUUUCAGCGUUUCUCAAACUGGGAUCCACGAACUCUCAGCAGAAAAACAGCAUAAGAAAUGUUUUUAAAUAAGAGCAAUAUUUCCUAUUUAAUUUCUGAAAAGUAGCAUCGUCCAUGGCAUCGUUCGAUGAUGGAAGAGAUAAUCUGAACUUUUAAAUAUUAAACAGUAUUAAAUAAAUUCCGAUAAGACUCGUUUAACUCCGCUUUAUAUUUAAUCUCGCGUGUUACUUUAUCACGCAUACAAUGUUCAAAUUAAAAUUAACGAAAGUAUUUAAAUUACAUUAAUGUCUUUUAAAUAUAAAAACACAUUUACAAUAAUUUAAUUCUAUUCUAGGUGUGCAAAAAAUGUGUUUGAUUGAGGGGGCUGGAAGGAUAAUGAAGUUUGAGAAACAUUGAUAUAUUUGAUGUGGCAUACACUGUUUAAUUAAUUGCAAUAUGUCGCGUUUAGAAUUAUUCUGAUCAGUUUGAAGCACUCUUUGAUCUUUAAAAUAAAUGCACGAACGUUUCAUUCAAAAUAUUAUCCUUACAUAUUUAUUGAACGUUGCUAAAAUAUAAUUUGAGACAAACAUAUUAAUUUUAUUCGAAUUUAAUAAAUCUUUAUUUAAGCAAUGGAAGAAUCAGUUGUCUAUAAAACAGUAUCAAAGCUAAAACAGACUGAAAUUUUUAUCUGUUCGUUGUGAUAUGUUUUGUUCUAGAAUUGAAAUUUUAGGAUAUUGUUAUAGAAUAUGUUUGUGAAUGUAUCUGUACGUUAACGAAUGGAAAUGUGUGAUUUGUUAAAUAUCUUGCGCGAAUUGCGGUCAAGUGAAGCACUUGUCAUUCACACCAUAGCACAGCUCAAUUUUAUCAAGAUAUUUAAUAAAUCACUCAUUCUUAUUCAUUACGUACCAUUCACACACUUAUUAUAUAACAAUAUCCUAAAAAAUUCUUUUUUCUACUCAACGUGUUGAUCGAUCCAAAUUUUUAUUCAAGUAAGAGUUUUGCUCAUCGCUUGCAAAGAGUGUUUCAAAUCUUUCGAACGGUAUUUUAUAUAAAUUUGGGCAAAUGCAACAUUAAUACACAAACACGUGAUUGUUACUCGAAUUAUUAUCCACCGUCGCCUAUUUACUUUAUAGUAGAUACCGCCAUUGCUGUUACCAUUUUUCUUAUCACCAUCACGACGGAUAUACGUCGCUUUUUUUCAUUUUCUUUAUCACUUCUCGCUAGAACAUUCGAAUCGUAGUUCUUUUCAUCAUUGAUGGUAAUUACCACCUUUCUCUAUUUGCUGAUCUUGCGUAAGGAAUCACGACCUCGCAACGAGGGUUUCGCGUGAAAUAAACACACAUACGGAGAAAAACACACACGCACGCGCAUGGAUCGUCACAUUUGCAAUCGCGUUUCGCGCGAAAAUCGCGCGAUCGUCGCGUUUGUUCGUAACGUGACUGUUUACUUUCCCCCGACUAAAACCAUGCGAUAAGUUUCGAGGGAUAAGGAUAGACGUAAAUAUCGUGUUAAUGAGUUGUGUUUUCUGGCAGACGGUAGAGAGUAUUUCAAGUCACGAAGUUACUUUGCUCAUGGGUCACGCGAACGAGAGAGACAGCGUCACGAUCAAAACGAAAGGAAAAAAGAAAACCUAAUAAGAUAUCAAACAAACGGAGCAAUUUCUGCUAGCAAUUUCUUUAGUCUACUACUUUUUGGAUACAAUUUACUCAGCAGGCAUCUCUUAGGGUACACUUAGAAUUAAACAAGAAAAAGAAAGAAAAAACAAAAACACGCGAUCGAUUUCGGGAUAAACGACAACACACACGACAGCUGUUUUUUAAAAUCGUUCGUAAGCAUUUCUCGAAUAUACCUCAUUGUAAUUAACGAUUAUUGAUACACCGUGGUUCUCGGCGAGGCCGGCAGCUGCUUCUUUGUUCUUGGAGUUCCUAAAA